Messenger RNA from Carlito syrichta (Philippine tarsier), 1791 nucleotides. It is a transcript of the gene RHBDL3, whose product is annotated as rhomboid like 3. Gene Ontology annotation, molecular function: serine-type endopeptidase activity. NCBI's taxonomy places the organism in Eukaryota, Metazoa, Chordata, Mammalia, Primates, Tarsiidae. Gene Ontology annotation, cellular component: membrane. The transcript is spliced from 8 exons. The record is from RefSeq and is a predicted model, not a curated record. Bases 180 to 1100 code for a protein of 306 amino acids.
GGAGAGUCCUGUUUGAUCAGUUUGACCCUGGGAACACGGGCUACAUCAGCACAGGCAAGUUCCGGACCCUCCUGGAGAGCCACAGCUCCAACCUGGACCCGCACAAAAGGGAGGUGCUCCUGGCCCUCGCUGACAGCCAUGCCGAUGGGCAGAUCUGCUACCAGGAUUUUGUCAACCUGAUGAGCAACAAGCGUUCCAACAGCUUCCGCCAGGCCAUCCUGCAGGGCAACCGCCGGCUCAGCAGCAAGGCCCUGCUGGAGGAGAAGGGGCUGAGCCUCUCACAGCGGCUGAUCCGCCAUGUGGCCUACGAGACCCUGCCCAGGGAGAUAGACCGCAAGUGGUACUACGACAGCUACACCUGCUGCCCGCCGCCCUGGUUCAUGGUCACAGUCACGCUGCUGGAGGUGGCCUUCUUCCUCUACAAUGGGGUGUCGCUGGGUCAAUUUGUGCUGCAGGUAACUCAUCCACGUUACCUGAAGAACUCACUGGUUUACCACCCACAGCUCCGGGCACAGGCUUGGCGCUACCUGACAUACAUCUUCAUGCAUGCAGGGAUAGAACACCUGGGACUCAACGUGGUGCUACAGCUGCUGGUGGGGGUGCCCCUGGAGAUGGUACAUGGAGCCACCCGAAUCGGGCUUGUCUACAUGGCCGGCGUUGUGGCAGGGUCCUUGGCGGUGUCUGUGGCUGACAUGACUGCGCCAGUCGUGGGCUCUUCUGGAGGCGUGUAUGCGCUCGUCUCUGCUCAUCUGGCCAACAUCGUCAUGAACUGGUCAGGCAUGAAGUGCCAAUUCAAGCUGCUGCGGAUGGCUGUGGCAUUGAUCUGUAUGAGCAUGGAGUUUGGGCGGGCAGUGUGGCUCCGCUUCCACCCGUCGGCUUAUCCCCCGUGCCCUCACCCAAGCUUCGUGGCGCACUUGGGUGGCGUGGCCGUGGGCAUCACCCUGGGCGUGGUGGUCCUGAGGAACUACGAGCAGAGGCUGCAGGACCAGUCGCUGUGGUGGAUUUUUGUGGCCAUGUACACCGUGUUUGUGCUGUUUGCCGUCUUCUGGAACAUCUUUGCCUACACCCUGCUGGAUUUGAAGCUGCCACCUCCCCCCUGAGGGCUGGGGCCCGAGAUGGGGGAGGGGAGGAAAAAGCAUCGUCCAAAGGGAGCAUCUGCAUUCUUUUUUCUCAUCAGCAGCUCAGUGGGACCGGGCGGGCAAGGACAGAAGACUCUGGCUGCUGUAAUAGCUGUGCUUAGAUUUGAACAGACAGUGGAGGCCCUUUCCUGAAUAGCACCUGGCGGAGGAGUCUAAUGUAGCUGCUUUCAUGUUUUAGGCUGUUCUGAUGACAUCUGGCCAGGGUGAAGUCCUGGGGUGCCAUCCCCCUGUGUGGGGCUUGGUCCAUGUAGUCAGGCAUCUCCUUUCGCUGCCACAGAGUGAGCAGAAGCUUCUCCGUCAUCCUCUACCCUGAGAGACCCUGAGAGACCCUAAGAGACCCUAAGAGACGUGGGAAGACCUGAGGGUUGUCAAAGCCAGGCAGGCCCUUCUCCAGUCCAGAGAUUGCAGGCCAGUGUCCCCUCUAUAGCUGCUGGGUCUGGAGCUGGGGUGAGAAGAGGGCCUAUGAUGGACAUGUCGACCCUGCCCUGGGUAAGACCAGAGUGCACUCCUGUGCCUGUCAGUGAACACUGGAGCAGAGCCUCUAGUGCCUGGGCUGGGCAGAUGCUGUGGGCUCCAGGCCCCACUUUUGCCCUAGGGGUGCCCAUUGAGAGGGACCCAAGCAGGGGGCAAUAAACUUCUUCCCAAGUUCUAA